UUAAGAUAAGACCAUUAUUACGUAUUACAUUACGUAUUACGCUUCCACAAUCAAAGUGAAAUAUAAUAUUACAUAUUAUAAUAUUACAUAUUAUUAAGAUAAGACCAUUAUUACGUAUUACAUUACGUAUUACGCUUCCACAAUCAAAGUGAAAUAUAAUAUUACAUAUUAUUAAGAUAAGACCAUUAUUACGUAUUACAUUACGUAUUACGCUUCCACAAUCAAAGCGAAAUAUAAUUUUACAUUCUUUUUACUUUAUGCCUGUUGGUAUUCCAAAAGUUCCUUUUCAAGUUCCGGGAGAUAACGAUGCAAGCUGGGUUGACAUAUACAACCGAAUUUAUCGAGAAAGAUUGCUUUUUUUGGGCAAAGAGCUUGAUAUCCAGACCUCGAAUCAACUUGCGGGUAUUAUGAUCUAUCUCAGUAUAGAGAGUAAUAGCCGAGACCUGUUUUUUUUUAUAAACUCUCCUGGCGGAGGGAUAGUAUCUGGAUUAUCUCUUUUUGAUACUAUGCAAGCAGUGGAACCAGAUGUGCAUACACUAGCCAUGGGAUUGACCGCUUCAAUCGCAGCUUUUCUCUUGGUCGGAGGAGAAAUUACCAAACGCAGAGCAUUCCCUCACGCUCGGCGCCAAUGAGUUUUUUUUUUUUAUUAUUGAUGGAAAGAAAAAAGAAGACUAUGCCUUCGCCAUAUGAAAUAUGAAUUAGUAAGUAAUAAUAGCAUGGCACUUUGAAUUCGAUAUGAAAUUUUUUUUUUAUUUCUUUUUUUUUUUUUCAAAAAAAAAUAUUAGAUUAUGUAUCGAAAGAGUAGUAUGAGAGAAGGGGCAUUUCCAAUUUGAUCUUAGCUAUCGUGGGCCCAUCUCAGGCGUCACAAACUUUUUUUCUUUUCCUACCAGAGGCUAUUAACAAUAUUUAUGUUAUGAAAGAGUACGAAAAAAAAAA
Molecule: messenger RNA, 936 nt
Organism: Durio zibethinus
Lineage: Eukaryota; Viridiplantae; Streptophyta; Magnoliopsida; Malvales; Malvaceae
Source: RefSeq, a predicted model, not a curated record